Molecule: messenger RNA, 1674 nt
Organism: Dermacentor silvarum
Lineage: Eukaryota; Metazoa; Arthropoda; Arachnida; Ixodida; Ixodidae
Exons: 3
Coding region: 179-1045 (288 amino acids)
Source: RefSeq, a predicted model, not a curated record
ACAGAACAGCGAUUCAACUAUGUGGGUAUUUUUAGAUGUUUCCAGGUCAACGAAAUAAUCUCUUGGCAGGCGAUUUUCUGCGCAGUUAAAGAAACUUUUCCUCGGUAGUCCGAGAAAGCCAUUUGGCGCACUGAACAUCUUGGAGCUUACUCCACACUACUGGGCUCUCUUGCUAAAAAUGUUCGGGAACCAACAUUUCGGCCCCACGGAUCUCAUUCAUGCGCAUACGUAUACCACUCUCGAGGAUCUUUCCAUAAAAGAAGGCUCAUGUGCGCUUCACCGAAUCACAUUUCUUGAGACGCCUGCCAAACACCACCAACAUUUGGACAUCGGUUGUGGACCGGGGACGUUCACAAGAGAUUUCCUCGCAUCUCGCUCCAUGCCUUGCGCAACGUUAGUUGCCGUCGACCAAUCGCCGCUGAUGAUCGAUUUCGCUAAGCGCUACAGGCACCACGACAACGUCACGUUUGACGUGUUCGACUUUGGUGGCCAAGACGUGCAACAACUGAUCGGCAAGUAUGGCUGCUUCGACCGCAUAUACUCAUUCCUGUGGUUCCAUUUCGUCAAGGAUCAGCGAAAAGCCUACGCGGACCUUUCCAAGAUGCUGGCGCCCGCGUCAGGGGAGUGCGUGAUAUUCUCGUCCGUUUGGAACAUCUUCACAGAUGUCUGGCUGCAAGUGCACUUGAUGGAAAGAUGGCGACAAGUGAUUCCUGACCCAAGACCGCUAUUUUCACUCCAGUACAAGUUCGACUUCGACGGCCAGCUGGAUAAAAUAGAAGCUGAGGUGCGAGCGCUCGUCGCAGAAGCUGGCCUGGAAACUAUCGCAUGUCACGUCUUUCAAAGCGAAUGGCCGUUCCCAACAGUGGAAGUGUUUGUCGGUCUGAUUUUUGAAGCCUUUGGAUUCUACGAGGCCAUUCCGGAGGAGGACAUCGAAGCUGUCAAAAGAGACUGGGUUCGGUUAGUACAGAGCGCCGCAACAACCAAGUCAAAUAGAUUUGCAGCCAAGGCUGCCUUCUACUGCGUCCACGCAAGAGCGCGUCCAUAAGACAGAUGGAGUAAAACCACUGCCUCAAGGCAUCAGUUUUGCAAGGGACCGAAAGAUCCUUCAUUUAUUUUGCUUGCUUCGCUGCUGGGCUUUUCACGACAGUCCUGAUUUAAACCAUGCUGGUUCAAUUUUUCUUCUAAGAAUCAAUAAUUUGCGAGAAAUAUUUCCGCCAUAUAUAGAAGAACUAGACCAAGAUUAAUCUAGGACAAUCCGAGUGUUAACAACUAUAAUCUGUAUUGGUCAGCUUGGUGACGCCAAUAAGCAUGGUGCUUGUUAACAUUUCGCAAACGUCCAUACAUCGCAACACAUCGAGGCUAGGGCUGACACAAUUUAACGAUACUGUCCUUAUACUAUUCCUUAGUCUUCGCCAAUGGUCCGAGAGGCGCUGUGUACAGCCCACGCUAUCAUCGGAAACAACCAGUUAUGAACAGGUGGAUAAAGAAAAUGAAAUAAAAUCAAGCGAGCGGAAUCCAUGCAAUAUACUAGCCUAGGUAACUGUCAAUUUUUUUUGCCACCUGCUGCUUAGCGCAUAUCACGUUUAGUGCUUUCGAUGACACACAAAAGAUCUUCAGAUGAUUUGUGUCUAUAUUUUGCUGAUAUGAUUGUCAAUAAAGAGGUCAGAAGAAACA